This is a messenger RNA of Paecilomyces variotii, 1592 nucleotides long. RefSeq names its product TLC domain-containing protein. The transcript has 3 exons. Bases 90 to 1460 code for a protein of 456 amino acids. Gene Ontology annotation, molecular function: sphingosine N-acyltransferase activity. NCBI's taxonomy places the organism in Eukaryota, Fungi, Ascomycota, Eurotiomycetes, Eurotiales, Thermoascaceae. The record is from RefSeq and is a predicted model, not a curated record. Gene Ontology annotation, cellular component: membrane. Gene Ontology annotation, biological process: ceramide biosynthetic process.
CUCGAACACUGCCGUUCGGGACAGCCCAUUCUGCGCAAGAGUGAUAGGUUGAACCACCGGGUAGCAAACGCAUAUUACUUCCGCCCACGAUGGCACGGUUACGGAGAAAGUCCAGCACUCUCGGCGCGGAUAUCAGAGGCGACACCAGUGCCCCGGCCAUGUCAACAAUGAACAACUACCAAGCGUCUCGCUACGACACGCCGGAUCAACAGGUACGAGUUUCACGUCCAGCGACCGAUAAGACUGGGAAAUCGCACUCGAAGCGCCGCAGGUCCCGAUCCGCACUGGGCCGCUUCAGAAGUCUCUGCGGCAAGCACACAUGGCUGAUGCCUUUGCUCAUCGUGCUCGUUCUGCUGGCCGGAUAUGCGGUCAAUCCCACUCCGUCGAACCCAAUCCACAGUGCCAUCUUCUUGUCCUACCCGCAAGACCCCAAGUACCCUGGCGGCCCGAUCAUGUAUGGCAAGGGAAAGAAGGAUAUCGCGUUCGUAGCUUUCUAUACCGUUGUGCUGUCCUUCACUCGGGAGUUCCUCAUGCAGCGUCUGAUUCGCCCCUGGGGACAAUGGUGUGGGAUCCGCGGCAAGAGCAAGAUGUCCCGCUUCAUGGAGCAGGUCUACACGGCCAUGUACUUUGCGGUUUUCGGCCCGUUUGGUCUCUAUGUCAUGAGCAAGACGGAUAUCUGGUACUUCAACACCACGGCCAUGUUUGAGGGCUUUCCUCACCGGGAACACACCGCUAUCUUCAAGGCCUAUUAUCUUCUCCAGGCGAGUUACUGGGCGCAGCAGGCCAUUGUUCUGAUGUUGCAGCUGGAGAAGCCGCGCAAGGACUUCAAGGAGCUCGUUGGUCACCAUAUCAUCACCCUUUCGCUUAUCGGACUGAGCUACAGAUUCCACUUUACGUAUAUGGGCCUGGCGGUCUAUAUCACACAUGAUAUCUCGGACUUUUUCCUCGCGACGUCGAAGACAUUGAACUACCUGGACUCUAUCGUCAUUGGGCCUUACUUUGGCCUCUUCGUCGGAGUGUGGAUAUACUUGCGCCACUACAUCAACCUCAAGAUCUUGUGGGCUACCUUGACGGAAUUCCGCACCGUGGGUCCUUUCGAGUUGAACUGGGAGACACAACAGUACAAGUGUUGGAUCAGUCAGUACAUCACAUUUGCUCUGCUUGCAUCCUUGCAGGCGGUGAAUUUGUUCUGGCUCUUCCUUAUCCUGAGGAUCUUGAAGAACUACCUGUUUGACAACGUCAAGAAGGACGAGAGAAGCGACAACGAAGAUGAAGGAGAAGAGGAUGAAGUCGCGCCUAAGGAGACCAACGGGACCGCCACUCUGCCCAACGGCGAUGAGAAAGCUUCCGUGACUCGUCGCAAUGUCGGUCAGGAGAACCAUGCGCCCCAAGUUCUGGUUAAUGAUGAACCCGUCGACAACAGCGCCACGAAGACCAAUGGCACCAAGAAGAGCCGGUGAAUAAUACCGCAUAGUCUUUCAUGAACCCGGAAUCGCUGAGUAUCAGCACUGAAGGCAUGUCGUUAGAAAAAGGGGAUGCUACGUCGUUCACGCCUACUGUCUAGUAUUGUAUAUGAGUUUAUCUGAAGCUGA